Molecule: messenger RNA, 3090 nt
Organism: Aspergillus thermomutatus
Lineage: Eukaryota; Fungi; Ascomycota; Eurotiomycetes; Eurotiales; Aspergillaceae
Product: transcription factor domain-containing protein
Exons: 4
Coding region: 1-3090 (1029 amino acids)
Biological process (GO): DNA-templated transcription; positive regulation of transcription from RNA polymerase II promoter by galactose
Cellular component (GO): nucleus
Molecular function (GO): zinc ion binding; RNA polymerase II cis-regulatory region sequence-specific DNA binding; DNA-binding transcription factor activity, RNA polymerase II-specific
Source: RefSeq, a predicted model, not a curated record
AUGCGGUCGGGGCUUCAGAAACCCGGUGCAAUCCCGUUCUUCGCGCUCAUCCUCUUCUCGAUACUCAGCCUGGUGCCGUCUCUAGCUAAAGAGUGGGGUUUCUAUAAUCUGCAGAUCGGAUAUCGAGGCUAUACCCGCAAUGAGGAUUGGCAUCUCCCCCGAGUAAAAGAUGGCGCGAUCGACGUCCGACCGAGGGCACGCUCGACCGGGGCUCAGUGCAAGCCGUGGCUCGUCGGGGGCUCCUAUCAAUCCUGUCCCGAUCGCAGAGGACGUCCGCGACGCGGUGCGUUGGAUGCACCACCUCUCAGCGCAUUCGAGGCGGCCGCUGUCUUCGACAAUGAUCCGAUGACACAAACGGUUACCCGGGCAUCGAGUCUCACGAGAGGCGUACACGCUUUCAAAGCCUUCUUCAUCAAACAAUUGGACGACUACCAGAUCUUGCAACCAUUCUCACCUGGGAGCGCGCCGUCCGUGCCGACUGCCACUUCCCGUCCCGUUCCACCUCCAGUUAAUUCGUCCGUCGCGCCAGUCCUCUUCAUCAGCGAGGAGCCUCAACACUUGUCUCGUAUCACCAAUCAGACAACAUCAGCCACGAAGCACAUUCUGGAAGGCUCUCGGAUACGAUUUCUCUUGGGUGGCCACUACGCAUGGCAGCAGGUCUGCCGUGUGGCUACAGGUUUUCUCACAAGCUUCCCUUCGACGUUAGGCACUGCGCCUCUUUCCUCCGAUUCCUCUGAGAUAGGAUUUCCGCUGCAAUCGCCUGGCCAGGAGCCAUCGCAGAAGACAGUCCCGCAACCUCUUCCUGUGGAUGCACUUUCUGCGCCAACAGAACCGAUCACCCAAGCUGCGCCGGCUGCGGUAUGUGGACGAUGCCGUGAGGCAGGCCUGUUGGAGGAGUGCUCCUACCGACCGGAGGACAUGCCUCCUCCGCACAGCUCAUCUCGGUCUCUACUUCCGCAGCAACUGAGGCGGCAGAGGUCACUGCCCACGCCGUCACUACCAACACCGUUGGUGGUCAUCCGGUCCGCUGCACCGCCCAGCUCUACGUGGAAUGGGAGGGAGUCGUCGCCGAGGCGCACGCUGCAGAAUUCACGAGAAGCCGGGGCCGGGCUGCGGUAUACCCUCGAUCUCUUUUCGCAUCGGCGAACGCAGUCUGGAUCUGCUGUGUAUCCUGCUCGAGGUAAUCUGUCGCAAGCGCCCGGGCAGAUUGAUUUCGACGAGGGUUCUGUUGCUGAGUCCGAGGACAAGGGCGAUGCGAUUGAGGUUUCGUCGAGUCCAUCGGAUGGGACGUUCCAUACUGCUACGCUAUCACCGGUGCCUGAUCUUGUUCCGGCUGAGAGUCGCGGUGCGCAGGGAUCGCAUUUUGCGAGGAUACAGCAGGCCCAGGAGAGACGGACGGGGAGUGUCAAGCGGGAAGAGCCGAUCGAGGAUCGUCUGCCGAGAUUACGACACUCGUAUCUUGCUGCAGGGACGUUUGUCUCUGCUGUGGACGAGGUGGACGAGGAAAUGCUAGAUUCUCCCGUUGAUUUGUCCAAGGAAGAUGCAGAUCGACUGGUGACCGUCUACUUGAAUCUGGAUUAUGUGUCGCUGCCGAUCUUGGAUCUAUUGGAUUUUCGCGCAGCGUACGAAGCAGCUAGCGUUUCUGGGGACUCUACCACGCCGAGCGCAUUUCAUGCCAUUCUGAACACCAUCUUUGCGCUUGCCUGUCUCAGUAUAGGCGACAUGGGUGACGAAAAGGCGAGAUACUUCUUCAAAGAGGGCCAGAGGCUGGCCAAGCUGUUCGAUCAAUACAAGUCUAUUGAUCUUAUUCGAUUAUACCUCCUACAGAUUCAAUAUCUCAACGCCAUAGGUGAUCUACAUACGGCUUGGGCUUUGAUCGGAUCUACGAUACGCCUCGCACAGUCACUGCGUCUACCUUUCAACGCAAAGCAGCACGAGAACAGCAGAAAAGGCCGAGAGACCUGCCGGAGGCUUUGGCAUGGCGGGAUGAUAAUGGAAAGGAUUCUUGCGCUGCGGCUCGGCAUCGUGCCCCAAACACCCGAUCCGCUGCGGGUUCCUCUGCCCACGCACUUGGACACAGACUACGUCGAUGUAAUUUCGAGCGCACAGUCGAGCGUGCAAGGUGAGCGUGCAUCCAUAAUCGAGUUCUUCACCGCCUGCGCAAGGCUGUACAGGCUUGUCGAGGACGUCAUGGCAUGGGAGGAGGAAGCAAGGGUUCGGCCUCACGGCUGUGCCAUGAAGAAAUUACUGUCACUGGAUUUCACGCGGUUCUUGAAAGCGGAUGGCCUCUUGCAUGAUUGGAAUCUGUCACUGCCAUCGUCUCUCCAGAGCAGUGGCUUGCAUGGCACAGACGAACACCCAAUCGUCGUCCGACAGCGGAAUAUUCUUCGAGCUCGAUCCUUGUAUCUUCGGCUCCGGCUAAACCGGCCACUGGUUACUCUGGGAUUAGCGCUGUCCAGCAGGUGCAAGUGUAAGUCGGAUGGGCGGCCUCACAUUGUCGAAAGAAGGCCCUCCCCUGACUCCCCUAUCGCGCUGAGCCUGGUCCAUGGGGCUUCCAUCAAGUGCGUCCGAGCCGCGCUUGAAUUGAUAGAGCUCAUUCGCGUGCAUGAGGCUGGCUUGCUUCGACUUGAUACACCAUGUGACGCAAGUCACUGUCUCAUCCCACCCUACUGGGAAUGUGUGGACUAUCUUUACGUCUGCGGUACAGUCUUUCUUGCUAGCUUCAACCAUCAAUGUCCUUUCUUCGGAGAUAUGACCGACGAGGAAGACGAACAAUGUAGAGUCCUCUGGCCCUGCAUCAUAGGCCUUCUCGAUCGCUACCAGGGGUAUCGUCGACGCGGCCAGACGAGCAAUGUAGCCCAGGCGUGCGGUCGUACUCUGAGCGAGCUUUUCAAGGCUGUCGAAGGCAGUUGGGAGGUCGAUACGGCGGUAUUGGGACAAGACGCGCGAGCGAGGUUCUCUCAGCGGAUCGAUAUGGAGUCACCGAUCCGGCACAGACGAAUAUCAGGCGCGAGCCAGACGGAUCCCUUGGGGAAUGUCCCUGAGUUCCCGGUGUGGAUGGAUAGUUUACCAGUUGACCUGGUGGAAUGA